UUUAAUGUUUAUAUUGACGAAAUCGUAAGUUUUGCAGAUAUAAAAAUUCAUUUGGAUACAACAUAUGAUGCGAUAACGGCUCAAUUUAUUGGAUUUGAUGGUUCAUAUGGCACUCAUUUACAAAAAUAUGUGCAAGAUUAUAAUAUUUUUUUUUCUGAAGCAAUAAUUAAUAGCAUAAAAUCAAGAUUCCCUCAAUCUGAUUUGUAUCAUUCUUUUCGCAUAUUCGACCUCAAAUUGUCACCUAUAAAAGAAAAUGAACUAGGAAAUUAUGGUAAUGAUGAUAUCAAAAAACUUUCUGAUUAUUAUGGAGUAGAUAAGAUGGACGAUGAAGGAAAUAUAGUGGAAAAAAUAAUUAAUGGUGACAAUGUAAAGCAAGAAUGGAAGGUAGCGAAAUAUUAUAUAAACAAAUUAAAGGUCGAGAUGCAGCAGGAGGAUGGGAAUAUAUUUUAA
Molecule: messenger RNA, 450 nt
Organism: Rhizophagus irregularis DAOM 181602=DAOM 197198
Lineage: Eukaryota; Fungi; Glomeromycota; Glomeromycetes; Glomerales; Glomeraceae
Source: RefSeq, a predicted model, not a curated record